AGCGGACGGACCACUCGCUAGGCACAGCGCAUGCGCCAAGGCAAACAUGGUUACGAAAAUGAUUGUUACAUGACGGGGUUAGAAAUGAAAGAGCUAGAAUAGAUACACUGCAGAAGCAGCACAAACACAGCUGAACAAUGGCAGGAGAAGAAGAGGAGCCCAAGAGCAAGGGUUUUAGGUUGCUCGGGAUUCUGGAUGUCCAGAAUACUCCGUGUUCCAGAGACGCCAUCCUACAUGGAGCUGGGGGCUCAGUAACUGCUGGCCUGCUGCACUUUCUGGCUACUAGUCGGGUAAGGAGGUCUUUUGAUGUGGGAUUUGCAGGUUUUAUGCUUACCACACUCGGAUCCUGGUUGUACUGCAGGAUGAACAACGCUAAGCUUCGUGUUCAGCAGAGGAUGAUCCAGGACGGCAUCAAGAACCAGAUCGUGUAUGAAGGGACAUCUCGAGACCCCGCAAACAAACCUGAAGCAGGAACCCCGUCAGGGCCCUCAUGACCUCCAGCACCGGAAUCCCCCCCCCCCCCAGACUUCUGUAAGGGCUGGGAGGAGAGAAGAGGAGAGUGAGGGUCCUACAAAGACUCAAUAUCCUGUUUUUUCCAUCGGCUGCACAAACAAUGGAAGGAAUUUAAAGUUCAGCAUUUUAUGGGUGCUGUUUUGUUUUUGUUUGUUAGUGUGACAUCUUAAGAUACAGCUGUUCUAGGGUGCAUCCUACAAAUCUUUAAAUGAAACAUUGACCAAGUUAAAUUCUCACUCCCUAAAACAAAUGUUAUGCUAUUUCAAUGACUCCUUCUGCACACCAAGCCCCCACAGGCGUUGGCAUGCAGUAAAAGGUCCUAACUGAAGUGAAACCGGGGACAUUGGGGUUAUCUGGUAAGCGUAGGCCACCAAGACGCCCAGUUUUCCAUUUUCUGUCAGUCGCUGUGACAUCACUGAUCGGGGUGUGGCCUAAUGUGUAACAUUAGUUUUAACCUACAAAGGACAGAGCAGCAGCUGUAGAUUUCUGUCACUGAGAGUUAAAUCAACCUUUCAAUUCACCUCAACCCCUGAUUGUUUUGUCAUUUAGUAUUUAAAAGUUGAAUGUGUGGGAAAUAAAUUGUGUACUGAUGUAA
Dicentrarchus labrax (European seabass) is the source of this 1108-nucleotide messenger RNA. Its product is annotated as cytochrome c oxidase assembly protein COX20, mitochondrial. Gene Ontology annotation, cellular component: mitochondrial inner membrane; mitochondrion. The transcript is spliced from 4 exons. NCBI's taxonomy places the organism in Eukaryota, Metazoa, Chordata, Actinopteri, Moronidae. The coding region runs from base 138 to 494 and encodes 118 amino acids. The record is from RefSeq and is a predicted model, not a curated record. Gene Ontology annotation, biological process: mitochondrial respiratory chain complex IV assembly.